This is a messenger RNA of Paramecium tetraurelia, 618 nucleotides long. RefSeq lists its product as uncharacterized. The transcript is spliced from 2 exons. The record is from RefSeq and is a predicted model, not a curated record. NCBI's taxonomy places the organism in Eukaryota, Ciliophora, Oligohymenophorea, Peniculida, Parameciidae.
AUGAAGUAAGUGAUUUUAUGUAACUAUUUAAUCCAACAGGAAUUGUUAAGAAGUAUAAAUCUAGAGUUAUAAGAAUCUCUCAAUCCAUUAAGAGAUUUAAGAACACGUUUAAACUAAUAAUGUGAAAGGAUUCUAUAAGACAUCUAAUCAAUAAAUCAGAUUCUAAAUGAAGAAGAAUCAAUCUUCUCAGAAAAUUAAUAAGAAAAUUAACAUCAGGAACAUCAGAAUCAUGACCUUAAUUCAUAUGUGUCUAUGAGUAUGUCUUAAGGUUAUUAAAGCCGAAUUAAAAGUUCAUUACUGGAAUCAUACAAACAAGUCAUUUAGAAUUCAUAAUAAUAACGCGAGGAGCUAUGUUAAAUUCUUCCUGAAUAAUUAAGAUGCUAAUAUAAUUAAACUUUAACAAUAAUUUUAGUUUUCGAUCAUUUGGUAAACGCAUAUGAAAUUGAAAUUGAUUCACAAGCGUCUAUAGGAGAUUUAGCUCAAGAAUUCAAAAUUGUUCUUAAUCAUCAAAAAGAAAUACUUUUUUCUUUUGAAGGCAAUAUUUUAGAAGAGGAAUUUACGUUUCAAUAACUAAAUAUUUAAAAUGGUUAUACCCUCUAAGCUUAACUAAUUUAUUGA